Molecule: messenger RNA, 1127 nt
Organism: Bursaphelenchus xylophilus (pine wood nematode)
Lineage: Eukaryota; Metazoa; Nematoda; Chromadorea; Rhabditida; Aphelenchoididae
Source: the annotation of a GenBank genome assembly
AUGGUUCCCACCUUCACCGACGACUGUAUUCAACAUUCCCUGCUGCUGAUCGAGAAGACCAAAGUUUCGCCCGAUUCUUAUAUUUUUCGCUUCGAAUUGCCCUCCGAAGAGCAUGUUCCCGGCCUAAAACCUCAUCAACACGUAAAAUUGCACGCCAAAAUUGAUGGAGAGCCGGUCUUUCGAAAAAUGACCCCUAUUACGGACGAUGACACGGCCGGCUACAUGGAUUUGCUGAUCAAAAUUUAUCAGCAGACCCCGGAAUAUCCGGACGGAGGCCUUUUCACCCGAUGGCUGGAUACUGUGGAGGUCGGCGAGGACGUGCUGAUUAGUGGGCCAAUUCACAAAGUGUGUUAUGAGGGUGAGGGAGUGUUUUCCGGACGGAAAGUAAGCCAUUUGAAAGGGCGAAAGUUCAAAAAUAUUAUCCUUAUUGCCGGAGGCACUGGGAUAACGCCAAUGUAUCAGAUCAUCACUCAUAGUUUGAAAUAUGACAAAGAUGACAUCAAUAUAUGGCUGUUGUUUGCGAAUAGGACUACCAAGGAUGUAUUACUAAAGUAAGUUGGGUUUUUUUUUACUUUUUUUUGAAGUUUUGUUGUUUUUGGGGUACCAAAUGGGAAUUUGAUUGUCCAAAUAAUAAAAAAUAAAAUGUUGUAUCCUUCAAGUAACCCCUGUACACUAGUUUGACAUUUUUUGACACUAGAACGUCCGUUUUUCGCAUAGAGGAACACUUGACCCAAAAAGGUCAAGUCUUCCUUUCUUUGAAGAAAUUGUCGAAAUUUUCGUAAUAAGACCUGCGGCAGGUUGUAAAACGGAUUUCAGAGUAAAAUUAAGAUGUAAUUUUGUAUUUCCACACUACUUUUAUUUCACAAUAUUACACUUGAUUUUUUAGAGAAGAACUCGAUAAACUUGCCGCCGAAAACCCCCGUUUCCACGUCUGGUAUACUGUUUCCACUCCGGAUGACACAUGGAAUUAUUCGGUAGGAUACAUUACAAAAGAAAUGAUCUCAACACAUCUGCCAUCACCUUCUGAAGAUACGAUUACCCUUGUUAUUGGACCUCUUGGGAUGAAGAAAUUCGCUGUUUACCCUGCGUUGAAGGAGCUAGGAUAUCCGGACAAGCUGGUUAUUUAA